CUUUCAUAUUGAAACACCUUCUGUACCAGCUGUAUCCUAUCAUUAUAACGAUAUCUUGAAAGUACUGAACCACAUAACCUACCCAUCAUGAGUACCCUUCACAACGUCAACUCGGUCGCCAACGCUAAGCAGGGCGAGUUCAAGCCUGCCGCCGAGCGUACAGGUCCUAUUGAGAAAAGAGGACACCAACCCGGCAGAAAGGUUGCUCCCAGCGACUUCGUACCCGAAUUCCACGCCGAAUCCUAUCCCCCCGGCACUGCGCCCGCCAGCAGCUCCUACCGCCCCAAUCCCGUCAACGAGGUUGGCGGCCAAGCAUUGAACCCCAACGUCGAGCGGGCUCACGGCAAGGAAUCAGUCAAGACCUCCGCCGCUGAUACCUUGAUCGGUGCUACUUCGCAGGACGUGUACACCGGUCUGGGCCAUCCCGGCUCUGGACAGACUAGCCAGGAGCUUCACCACGACGGACAGGCCGGUCGCAAGGGUCAGAGCGCGGGUCUGGAGCAAGUCGGAGCCUUCCAGACCGGUAAAUACGAGCGGCAGAUUCCAAGCCAGCGGGGACUGGAGCGCGAUGAAGCCCGGCCUGGCCAGCGCGGAGAUAAGGGCGCUUUGUCUGCUGAGGAUAGGAUCCCUGAGCCAGCAGAGACGGCAGCUGCUGAGUGGAAGUAUGAGCCCUCGACGAAGAGGGAUUAAUUCACGGAAAUCAGGCAAAUCUGCGGGGCUGGACCUUUAAGGAAAUAUCACUGAAUAGGUGAAAUGAGCUUAUCUUAACGAAGUGAUGUAUUAAUGAAAAUAACCGCAAGUCUGCAUGGGUAUCGUGAAAUUCCUGAAUACACAUAAAAAU
Aspergillus heteromorphus CBS 117.55 is the source of this 841-nucleotide messenger RNA. RefSeq lists its product as uncharacterized. The transcript is spliced from 2 exons. Lineage: Eukaryota; Fungi; Ascomycota; Eurotiomycetes; Eurotiales; Aspergillaceae. The coding region runs from base 88 to 690 and encodes 200 amino acids. The record is from RefSeq and is a predicted model, not a curated record.